Messenger RNA from Mixia osmundae IAM 14324, 1418 nucleotides. RefSeq lists its product as uncharacterized. The record is from RefSeq and is a predicted model, not a curated record. Bases 131 to 1369 code for a protein of 412 amino acids. Gene Ontology annotation, biological process: proteolysis. The transcript is spliced from 4 exons. Gene Ontology annotation, molecular function: aspartic-type endopeptidase activity. Lineage: Eukaryota; Fungi; Basidiomycota; Mixiomycetes; Mixiales; Mixiaceae.
GAACCAACAUCGUUAUGGCGUCGCAGCACCAGCUGGUCCCAGUGUCAGUCUGACACGCCGUCGCUCUGGCUUCGGUCGCGCGCGCUUAUAACCUUGCGCCGCUCAUUCGCCGCCAAACUCGAGCCGCACCAUGCUCGCUCGUUCGAUCUAUUGCGCUGCGCUGAUUGCAGCAACGCGAGCAGCCUCCCCCCUCAAGCUGACCGUCAACAGGCAUAUCUCACCCAACUUUGUCGGCCAAACACUUCAACGCAAUGAAGCGCUUCAAGCGGGCAAGACCAUACCCAUCUUCACCGGUGGCGCCUCGGGCUACUACACUUCUGUCCAAGUAGGCGAUCAGGUCUAUACUGGCUGUUUGCUCGACAGCGGUAGCUCCGUUACUUUCGUACAUCCUUACACGCCUAGCAAGACCGCUCAGCAGACUCAGUACCAAUUCACCGAGCUCUUUGGCGAUAACACGACAGCUUCGGGCACUUUCGUCGUCGAUACGUUCUCCUUUUACGGCUCGGGCAUGACGCCCGCCAAGAUCUAUGUUGCUGGCGAAGUGAGGCCGGGUGUGACAAGCCCGAGAAAGUCAAAUGGCUUGAUUGGUCUUGGGCCACAGCUAGACCUUCAAGGACUCAUCUCAAAUCCUGCGCCUGGCUCGAAACAGAUCGCCCCCGUCCUCAGCGAGCUCGUCAAAGCUGGCACUCUUCCGGCGAACAUCAUUGGUCUCGGAUUCCACGCGUACGAUCUGAUUGACACGGAGCAGACUGUCGAUGCAGGCGCAGUCACCUUUGGCGGGUUCGAUUCUUCGGUCUUGACGAGCGAGAUCACUUGGUCAAACACUCUGCCGAUCUACCAAACAGAAAAAGGCCAGGCUCUGUGGUGGGCAGUCUCACUCGAAUUGCCAAGCUUUGGUCUACUCAAGAGCAACAAGAACCGCGCGUGGACUAUCAUAGAUAGCGGCACGACUCUAACCGUCCUGUACGAAAGCGUCUUCCACAAGUGGUUCAGUCAGAUCAAAGGCGCCGUCAUCGACAAGCAGGCUCCUAUGCCUAAGAUUCCGUUGGACAAUAUCGACUCGAUUCCUGCGCUUGACUUUACCCUAGAAGGACAAAAGUUCACCAUACCCGGCAAAGAGCUGCUGCUACCUCCAGCCUUUGUCAAAAACGCCGGUCUGGAUCCUCAUUUGUGCGCUAACUCUUCCUCGUGCUGCUAUAGUCUGACACCGCGAGGCAGCGCUUGGGCAUACAUCACUACCUCUGGCAGCGAUUCCGGUAUUCAGAUCUUCGGUGCGUACAGCUUGACGAAGCUCUAUGUCAUUCUGGACGAAGAGUCAACGACGCGACGUGUCGGCUUUGCGAGAACCAAAGCUACACCGGUUGCUUAGCGUGCGCAAGCUUCAGCAUCUUACCGCAUCAAGCACACAGAUUGCCUCU